Lucilia cuprina (Australian sheep blowfly) is the source of this 648-nucleotide messenger RNA. RefSeq lists its product as uncharacterized. NCBI's taxonomy places the organism in Eukaryota, Metazoa, Arthropoda, Insecta, Diptera, Calliphoridae. Gene Ontology annotation, biological process: telomere maintenance; DNA repair. The transcript has a single exon. Gene Ontology annotation, molecular function: DNA helicase activity. Bases 1 to 648 code for a protein of 215 amino acids. The record is from RefSeq and is a predicted model, not a curated record.
AUGGCCCAUAAAUGUGGAUUUGAAGCUGGAAUUACUGUAUUAUUAGCUGGAGAUUUUCGCCAAACUCUUCCAGUUGUGCCAAGAGGAACCAGAGCUGAUGAAGUCAAAGCUUGCAUUAAGUCAUCGAAUCUAUGGCAGCAUACAUUAAAGCCUUCUCUCUAUGGAAAUAUGCUCAUCCAUCUGAGAGGAAAUAACUCUGCAAUAAAUAAAUUUUCUGAAAUACUAUUAAAAAUUGGUAACGGAAAUUAUCCUCAGGUUGAAGGUAAACUGAUUAUACCUUUAGAGCUUGGCGUAGUAGUAAAUACAUUGUCUGAGUUAAUGGCUGAGAUAUACCCUGAUAUAUGCAAUAUCAACAAAAAAUCAAAUGACUGGUUAUGUGAACGUGCAAUCUUAAUACCCAAAAAUGAUAGAGCUGCAGCAAUUAAUGACAAUUUGUUGAAUUUAUUUAAUUCUCCUGAAAUGGAUUAUAACUCAAUAGACUCAGUUAUACAAGCAGAAGAUGCAAUACACUAUCCUGUAGAGUUCCUAAAUUCUUUAAAUCCACCAGGAUUUCCAAAUCAUCAAAUUAAUUUAAAAAUUGAAACUCCUAUUAUGCUGUUACGAAACUUACCCCUCCAAAACUUUGCAACGGAACACUUUUGCGUGUAA